AGUUUUAGAGAAGAUGAGUUUCUUCAGUACCAUUUUUGGGUUUUUCGGUUUCGGAAUUGGAAUUUCAUUUGGCCUCGUCGCCGGCUAUUUUCUCUUCAUUUACUCUGAAUCCGCCGAUGUUAAGGAUCCUGAGAUCCAACCACUAGCGAAUCAAGACUCAGAAACUCUCCAACGAAUAAUUCCUGAGAUUCCACUUUGGAUUAAAAAUCCAGACUUCGAUCGGGUUGACUGGCUUAACAGGCUUAUCGAAUACAUGUGGCCCUAUCUUGACAAGGCAAUAUGCAAGACCGCAGAGGGCAUUGUGAAACCCAUGAUUGCAGAGCAGAUUCCCAACUAUAAAAUUGAUUCUGUAGAGUUUGAAGUGCUCACUCUCGGCAGCCUGCCCCCUACUUUUCAAGGGAUGAAAGUUUAUAUAACUGAUGAGAAGGAGUUAAUUAUGGAACCAAGUAUCAAAUGGGCUGGAAAUCCUAAUGUCACCGUCGCAGUUAAGGCAUUUGGCUUGAAACCAACCAUUCAAGUGGUGGAUUUGCAAGUUUUUCUUGCACCUCGUGUCACUUUGAAACCUUUGGUUCCAAGCUUUCCUUGUUUUGCCAACAUCUUUGUGUCUCUCAUGGAAAAGCCACAUGUUGACUUCGGACUAAAGCUUGUAGGGAUUGAUCUUAUGUCUAUUCCUGGUCUCUACAGGUUUGUUCAGGAGCUUAUCAAAGAUCAGGUUGCGAAUAUGUAUUUAUGGCCCAAAACCCUCGACGUUCAAAUCAUGGAUCCGGCAAAAGCAAUGAGGAGGGCUAUUGGAAUUUUAGUUGUAAAAGUAGUGAGAGCAAUGAAGCUAAAGAAGAAAGAUCUUCUUGGUGCAUCUGACCCUUAUGUGAAGAUAAAGCUUUCUGGGGACAAUAUGCCAGCGAAAAAGACAACGGUGAAGCACAAGAACUUGAACCCAGAAUGGAAUGAAGAAUUUAAUUUGCUAGUGAAGGAUCCAGAAACACAGACACUAGAGUUUGAAGUGUAUGACUGGGAGCAGGUCGGGAGGCAUGAUUUUAUGGGUACGAAUGUGGUGGCUCUGAAAGAGUUGAAAGAGGAAGAAACAAAGGUUGUAACACUGGAUCUGCUGAAGAACAUGGAUUCGAAUGAUGCGGCAAAUGACAAGUCCCGAGGUCAGAUAGUUAUGGAAUUAACAUAUAAGGCUUUCAAGGAGGAAGAGAUGGGGAAAGGGUUUGAAGAGACAGAGAUGAUGAUGAUGGAUAAAGCUCCAGAAGGGACUCCUCCAGGUGGAGGAUUGCUUGUAGUUGUAGUCCAUGAGGCACAAGACGUGGAAGGAAAGUACCACACGAAUCCACAAGUACGCCUCAUUUUCAGGGGAGAGGAGAGGAAAACCAAACACGUGAAGAAGAACAGAGACCCACGGUGGGAAGAGGAGUUCCAGUUUGUGGUGGAGGAGCCUCCCACUAACGACAAAUUACAUGUGGAGGUUGUUAGCACUUCUUCCCGUAAUUUGCUUCGUCAGAAGGAGUCUCUCGGUUACGCUGACAUCUCUCUUGCUGAUGUUGUUACUAACAAGAGAAUCAAUGAGAGAUAUCAUCUCAUAGAUUCCAAGAAUGGUCGCCUUCAGAUUGAGCUCAUGUGGAGACCUUCUCAGCCCGCCACUUGA
This is a messenger RNA of Arachis stenosperma, 1645 nucleotides long. RefSeq names its product synaptotagmin-2-like. Lineage: Eukaryota; Viridiplantae; Streptophyta; Magnoliopsida; Fabales; Fabaceae. The record is from RefSeq and is a predicted model, not a curated record. Gene Ontology annotation, molecular function: lipid binding. Bases 14 to 1645 code for a protein of 543 amino acids. The transcript is spliced from 8 exons. Gene Ontology annotation, cellular component: endoplasmic reticulum.